AUGGUGUCCAAGGCCCUUAGCACAGCGCUCGUUCUCCUCGGAGCCGCGCGGCCCAUCUUCGGCGCGAAGCCAUCCCCGGGCUGCGGUAAGGCUCCCAAGCUGGUAACGCCGGUCGCCGCCACCACACCCGGUUUGAGCAUCACUUCGGGCGGCACAGCACGCCAGUACUUUGUCAAGCUCCCCGCCAACUACGACUACAACCACCCAUACCGCCUAAUCUUCACCAUGCACGCCGUGGGAGGCAGCGGCCAGCAGAUCUCGAGCGGCGCCAACGCCUACUAUAGCCUCCCGUCCCUAAUCAACGACACCACCGGGGUCAUCUACUGGAACAACGGCGGUUCCGACGUCGCCUUCGUCAAGGACAUCAUCAAAGCCGUCGAAGACGACCUCUGCAUCGACCAAAACCUCCGUUUCUCGACAGGCUUCAGCCACGGCGCCGCCAUGUCCUUCAUCCUCGCGUGCGCCCUCGGCAAGGACCUCCGCGCUGUGGCCGUGCUGUCGGGGAGUCCGCAAAUCAGCGGCGGCACCGAGCCUGUGGCCUGGUAUUCGCAGCACGGCACCCGCGAUCAGGUGCUUCCCAUUGCCGGUGGCCGCCAGAUGCGCGACAGGUUCGUGCGGUUUGGGUUGGCUAAAUUGGGUCUUACCCCUGACAGUGACCAUACGCCCAGUCCAAAGGACCCUGGUGCGGCACGGACGUUCUCAGAUGUCUAUACUUGGGAAUUCUUCUCGCAGUUCAAGUAG
Lasiosphaeria miniovina is the source of this 741-nucleotide messenger RNA. Its product is annotated as Alpha/Beta hydrolase protein. The record is from RefSeq and is a predicted model, not a curated record. The transcript is spliced from 2 exons. Bases 1 to 741 code for a protein of 246 amino acids. Lineage: Eukaryota; Fungi; Ascomycota; Sordariomycetes; Sordariales; Lasiosphaeriaceae. Gene Ontology annotation, molecular function: feruloyl esterase activity.